Vigna umbellata (rice bean) is the source of this 657-nucleotide messenger RNA. The record is from RefSeq and is a predicted model, not a curated record. NCBI's taxonomy places the organism in Eukaryota, Viridiplantae, Streptophyta, Magnoliopsida, Fabales, Fabaceae.
UAUUUUAUUGGUUUCUCAAUUUUCUUCAUUCUGGCUCUGCAACACAAUAUAUCACAAACCCUUAAGCCCUUACCCACCUGCGACGCCGCAUAGGUUUGAUAUUGUUUUCAUUCGUUGAAGUUGAAGGUGAUGGAGAUGGAGAUUGAGGAUGAGAAACAGCACAAGUUCGAUGUGGACCUCGGACACCUCAUGGCUUUUGACUCCAAUCACACCUUCCCCUCUCAACCACCUCUUUCCAGGGAGGACCUCGUCAAGCAGUGUUUACUGAAAGGCACUCACUUGGUUCAAGCUAUCGCAGAUGCCCUCUUCACCUUACCAUCAACCGAAGAUGUAGAUGGCCCCCUAGUCAACUUGCCGCCGCCACUAACUAAAUUGCCAAGAGAAAAACAUCUGCCAAAACCUAAGCCUCCUACUAAAUGGGAAGUUUUUGCCAAAAAGAAAGGCAUACAGAAUCGGAAGAAAGACAAGAUUGUGUACGAUGAACAAACAGGAACCUGGAAACGCAGAUAUGGAUAUGAUCGUGCAAAUGAUGAAGAUGCUGUACCUAUCAUUGAGGCAAAAGAAACUGAUGGUAAAGAAUCUAACAUCCCUUUCCUCGUGAACUGCUACCGUGCUUCUUUAAUGGGCAUGAAUAAGGUGUAGAUUACGUUAUCACUU